Xylaria bambusicola is the source of this 1475-nucleotide messenger RNA. Its product is annotated as oxidoreductase. Gene Ontology annotation, molecular function: FAD binding. The record is from RefSeq and is a predicted model, not a curated record. NCBI's taxonomy places the organism in Eukaryota, Fungi, Ascomycota, Sordariomycetes, Xylariales, Xylariaceae. The transcript has a single exon. Bases 134 to 1393 code for a protein of 419 amino acids.
CUGAACGAAAAAAAUUUGGACGUUAUAUAGCAGGCUGUCAUCCCAUAGAUAUGGGGAUUUGAAGUUUAAUGUCCUAUAACACCUUCUUGUACAAAGUCAUAAAUUCAAAUUUCUUUCACACCUUUGAGCGGCCAUGGCUGGAUUAAACGUCCUCGUCUCUGGUGCAUCUAUAGCGGGUCCCAUGACAGCGUACUGGCUAGCCAAAGCAGGGGCAAAGGUCACAGUCGUCGAACGGUUUCCCUCUCUACGGACAGGAGGUCAGAACAUAGACAUACGCACAAUUGGUCUUGAGGUGAUGCGCAUGAUACCCGGAAUGGAGGCUGCGGUGAAAGCCAAGAAAUACGACAUAGAUGGCUUAAGCUUAAUCCGCAGCGACGGCAGGCCCUACGGAACCCUGAAGCCUACGGGAAACCCCGAUCAACAGACACUGAUCUCAGAAUACGAGAUCUUGCGAGGCGACUUGUCGAGAAUAAUUGUCGACUUGACUAAGGACAACGAAAACGUCCAAUACGUGUUUGGCGAACAAGUCACGACAAUGCAGCAACCGUCUGGUGACGGACCCAUUACAGUCGAAUUCGCCAAUGGAUUUCCCUCGUCGGAUUAUGAUUUGGUUGUGGCCUGUGAUGGCACAACAUCACGGACUCGCGCCCUUGGCCUCGGAUGCGGCGUCCGGGACCACGUAGUCUCGACGAACUGCUGGAGCGCCUAUUUCCGCAUGCCACAAGAUUUACUACAAGGCAAGAAAAUCGGGUUGGGAUAUAAUGCGCCAGGCGGUCGCAUGAUAGGCGUAGCACCUGAUGCGGGUGCUAAUCGAGUCUUCAUGAUGUCAGCUUACCCGAAGAGUGAGCAUGACGCCAUGUUGCAAUUUCGCGGGGCUCUGAAGCAGGGAGAUCAAGCGCUCAAAGAAUUCGUCGCUCGGAGGUAUGAAAAUGUUGGUUGGAAGGACGCGGAAAUUCUCGGGGGCCUGAUGAAAUCCGAUGAUCUCUAUGCCAGCGAGAUCUGCCAAGUUAAGGCCCCUAUCUUACAGAAAGGCCGAUUCGUCAUGGUUGGUGAUGCGGGCUACGCCAGCGGUCUUACUGGAGUUGGUACAAGUCUUGCAAUGGCCGGCGCUUAUGUUCUAGCGGGUGAGAUCAGCGAGCACAAGAACGAUAUUAGAGCCGGGCUACAAGCCUACGAGCAACGUAUGAGGCCACUCAUCAACGACUUUGGGCAGAUGCCACGAUUUGUCACGACUGUUAUGGCUCCGCAAACGGCUUGGGGGAUAUGGCUACGCAACAACAUCUUUGGCUUCGUUCUUUGGACUGGUAUUCUUAACUAUAUUCAGAAGUUUAUGGGUAGUGCUCUGCAGAAAACUCCUAAAGAUCUACUUCCUAUUUAUAAGCCAAUAACUUAGCUGAAUGGUAGCUUGGGCUUUAGGAGAGAUAGAAAGCAAUGAUGUCGUAUAAAUGACUCAGAAUAAAAAACUAUUGAUACCC